CGUCGUUCCCAGGGUCCCGUGAGAGCCGUUUUGCCCCACCCCACCUCUUCAACGCUAUCUAUCUCAACGUGCAAUUCUCCGAGAAAAAAAGUGGGCACAAAUAACGCGGAGCGACGCCGCCGAGGAACAAUUAGAUGUCUAAAUAUGCCAGCGGUCCCCGGCAACAGGCAUACAGGCAGAUAAGCAGUCCCCCCACCUCGGCUGUAAAAAAAAACAACGACAACCACCUUCCCUCCAAAAAAGCCGUCUACGAUCGGAUGAGGGCUUGAAAACACGGCGGUAGGUUCCAUGUCUGGUGCACAUGUAACCACCGUCCAGCAACGGGGGACUACGAGCCGCCGAGGGAGCUUGACAAGCGGGGGAUCGCCAUCCGUAAAACACCUGGACGUCGAGCUGCAUUCAAGGACACACAGCUGCCUAAAGAAUUGAGAGGAGAGGAGAGAGAGGGGGGGAUAAAAAACACCGAUGUGAGGAGAAACGCACAUUAACGUGACGGGGGAGAGGAGAGCGAGGAAAAAGGACGGCGGAGAAAGGGGCCUUUUUCAGAGGGGGUCUUCUUGUAUAUUGACGCCGAGAGGAUCUAAAAAAAAAAAACAACAACGGGAAUUUAUCGACGACGACACGCUCCAGUGAAGCCCCAAGAGGAAAUUUGAACUUAGUGCUCGGCUAUCCUCUCCAAAACAAGAUGAUUUGUCCGGAAAAUUAAGGCAAAAUUGAUAGGGAAGUGGCGGUGUGUCUCUACAUCCAUGUCAAUUUCACAUCCUCUCGUAGCAGUGUUGAUGACUUCAUUGCGGAUUCACAGUGGAAACACGGCGCUGCUGUCCUGACUCUUGUUGCCAGUAAAUAGCCACAUCCAUCCAUCCUUCCCCAUAGAUGCCUCCCGUUGUGAGCCGGGUCUUCCACUCUUGGGCCCGUCUCUGAAUUUAGGACUCAUUUUCCUGACCCUACCUUUGUCCACCCUGUCUCCCCCUUGGGAUUUUUUUUCAGGUUGUUUUUUUUUCUUGGGUGCGGGAGGGAAGAUGGGCUGUCUCGGCAAUAGCAAGACAGAAGACCAACGCAACGAGGAGAAGGCCCAGAGGGAAGCCAACAAGAAAAUUGAGAAGCAGCUCCAGAAAGACAAACAGCUAUACCGGGCCACACACCGACUUCUACUACUAGGGGCCGGAGAAUCCGGGAAGAGCACCAUAGUCAAGCAGAUGCGAAUAUUGCACGUCAAUGGCUUCAAUGCAGAGGAGAAAAAGCAGAAAAUACACGAUAUUAAAAACAACAUUAAAGAAGCCAUAGAGACCAUCGUGUCCGCCAUGAGUACACUCACGCCACCCUGCCAGCUUGCCUGCCCUGCUAACCAGCCGCGUAUCGACUACGUCCUCCACCAAAUGAACCAGAAGGAUUUCGAGUUUUCAUCGGAGUUUUAUGACCACUCAAAGAUCCUCUGGCAGGACGAUGGCGUGCGGGCCUGCUGGGAAAGGUCCAAUGAAUAUCAACUCAUCGACUGUGCGCAGUACUUCCUAGACCGAGUGGAUGUGGUCCAACAACACGACUACACGCCAACCGACCAGGACCUGCUGAGAUGCAGAGUGCUGACAUCCGGCAUCUUCGAGACAAGAUUUCAAAUCGACAAAGUCAAUUUUCAUAUGUUCGACGUAGGUGGUCAGCGGGAUGAGCGUCGAAAAUGGAUCCAGUGUUUUAACGAUGUAACGGCUAUCAUAUUCGUGGUGGCGAGCAGCAGCUACAACAUGGUGAUCAGAGAGGACAAUCAGACCAACAGACUGCAGGAGGCCCUCAAUCUUUUCAAGAACAUUUGGAACAACAGGUGGCUACGGACCAUCUCUGUCAUCCUCUUCCUGAACAAACAGGACCUCCUCGCCGAGAAGGUCUUGGCAGGGAAGUCCAAGAUUGAGGACUAUUUUCCUGAAUUUGCACGCUACACGACACCCGACGACGCAAUACCAGAGCCGGGCGAAGAUCCGCGCGUCACCAAGGCAAAGUACUUCAUACGGGAUGAGUUUCUGAGGAUCAGCACAGCCAGCGGGGACGGCCGCCAUUACUGUUACCCCCACUUCACCUGCGCCGUGGACACGGAGAACAUCCGGCGCGUCUUCAGCGACUGUCGCGACAUCAUCCAGAGGAUGCACCUACGGCAGUACGAGCUCUUGUGAUGAUGGCGACUCCCGCAAGACCACUCGCUCACCAUCUCCUAGUUCUGAUCCUCUUCCUCCCUUCUUCCUUCCCACGUACCAUUAGCCCUGUCGGCAUCCAUAAUUCAGCAGAAUCUGGAUGCAGGAACAAGACAUAGGAACACAAAGACAGACACAUACACAAAUCACUACAGUUUUAAUAUCGCAUAAAGACCUGAUCUAAUAGUUCUGAGUUUGCUUCUUCACUGCGUGCUGACCAACAAUCAGGAGCCGGAGAAGAUGAGAGAAACAGAUGAUUUGGGAGGAAGGGGGGCGGGUGCAUAGAGGUGGACUGAUAGGACUCUACAAUUCUCAUGGAGGAAGGACAAGAGAAAAAAAAAAAAAGAAAAUCCAAGAUAAAUAUAAACAGUAUAUAUAGAUAUUUAUAUAUGAGUGUAUAUAAAUAUGUAUAUAUACAUAUGCAGAAAUAUUCUGUUGACAUAAAAAAAAAAAAAAGAUGGCCCCACCCACACCUCCUGCCUUCAUACACACACAUUUCCCCCUACCUUACCACCGCUCGCCUCUGGCUUCAUGUGUUUAUAUGUUUCUGCUGGACUAUUAUUCUUGUACAGACUGUAAAAUGUAUUAUUUUGUACAACUAUAUUGAAGAAGACGACGAUGAAGAAAAAUGACUUGUAGAAGAUCCCUGUGCCUUGAUCACGACUGUACGUGUGUAAAAAAACAAAAAACAAAAAAGAGCUAAAUAUGUAAGUUAUGUUUUCACUGCGCUGUACAGCUGGACGGCCGUGGCGGAGGCCUUUUUGUCUGUCGCUUUGUUUCUAUUUUUGUUUUUCUCUCCCCUUACAUUUGUUUGUUCGUUUUUUGUUUUACACCUUUGGUUUAUAUAAUGCUAUUUGGGGGAGGCAGUCACGCCACUUUAAUGCUGUGUAGUUACAAAUACUGAACCUUAACAAGUUAAUAUAUAUAAAAUGUCAGAUUUUAUAUUUUAUAUAUGUAUAUGUACACAUUAUUCUUUUUGUGAGUGCUCACCGAUUUUCCAUUUUCUGAAGACAUGGGUGCAGGUUCUUUUUUUUUAGCUUUAAUUUUUUGCAGGGGAGGGAGCUAUACGAUUGCAAAACAUUUGCUUGUUUCUACAUAAACCAAAUUCUGUUUUUGCUUAAACAAUAA
This is a messenger RNA of Syngnathus acus (greater pipefish), 3305 nucleotides long. Its product is annotated as guanine nucleotide-binding protein G(s) subunit alpha. Bases 1020 to 2159 code for a protein of 379 amino acids. Gene Ontology annotation, molecular function: insulin-like growth factor receptor binding; corticotropin-releasing hormone receptor 1 binding; GTPase activity. The record is from RefSeq and is a predicted model, not a curated record. The transcript is spliced from 12 exons. Gene Ontology annotation, biological process: adenylate cyclase-activating dopamine receptor signaling pathway; sensory perception of chemical stimulus. Lineage: Eukaryota; Metazoa; Chordata; Actinopteri; Syngnathiformes; Syngnathidae. Gene Ontology annotation, cellular component: heterotrimeric G-protein complex.